This is a messenger RNA of Mycotypha africana, 1035 nucleotides long. Its product is annotated as ornithine carbamoyltransferase. Gene Ontology annotation, molecular function: ornithine carbamoyltransferase activity; amino acid binding. The record is from RefSeq and is a predicted model, not a curated record. The coding region runs from base 1 to 1035 and encodes 344 amino acids. Gene Ontology annotation, biological process: L-citrulline biosynthetic process. NCBI's taxonomy places the organism in Eukaryota, Fungi, Mucoromycota, Mucoromycetes, Mucorales, Mycotyphaceae. The transcript has 4 exons. Gene Ontology annotation, cellular component: mitochondrion.
AUGACUGGCAUCCACAUUGAAGCAAAAAAGCCCAACCAUUUCAUUACCACCGCUGAUUUUACAGCCGAACAAUUAUUGGAUUUGGUCUACAAUUCUCUUCAGUUCAAGGUUCAAGCCAAAUAUACUCCUUCAGAAGAGAUCAAGCGUCCUUUGGCAGGAAAAACUUUAGCUGUCCUGUUUUCAAAACGCUCCACUCGUACUCGUAUCGCUACAGAAUCAUCCAUGGCAUUUCUUGGUGGUCAUGCCAUGUUCUUAGGCUCGCAAGAUAUCCAACUCGGUGUUAACGAGUCUUUGCUCGAUACUGCUCGUGUGGUUAGCUCGAUGGUGCAUGGUAUCAUGGCCCGUGUCAAAGGACAUGAUGAAAUUGAGACUCUCGCCAAGGAAUCUUCAGUGCCUGUGAUUAACGCUCUCUCCGAUAAAUAUCAUCCUACACAAAUUUUGGCUGAUUUGAUGACCAUUCAUGAAUACUACCAUAACAAAAAUAAUAAUGUUCCUGAAGGCAUUUAUUCUGCACACACCCAACAUCCUCGAGAGACACUACCUGGUAAGAAGGUCGCCUGGGUGGGUGAUGGCAACAAUAUUUUACAAGAAAUUCUCGUUGCAUUUCCCAAAUGCGGUAUCAGUGUAGCAGCAGCUUGCCCUCCUGGUUACACUUGCGAUCAAGAUGUCAUUGAUAUUGCUCUCGCUGAUGCCAAAAAGACAGGUGCAUCAGUAACAUUUACUACUCAGCCAGAGGAAGCGAUUAAGGAUUCUGAUAUCAUUAUCACCGAUACAUGGGUUAGUAUGGGUCAAGAAGAAGAAAAGAAGAAACGUUUAAUAGACUUUAAGGGAUAUCAAGUGACAAAGGACCUGAUUGCUCGCGGUGGUGCGAAACCUGACUGGAUCUUUAUGCACUGUCUACCUCGUAAACCUGAAGAAGUUGACGAUGAAGUGUUUUAUGAUAAAGAACGAUCCGUGGUUUUCCAAGAAGCCGAAAACAGAAAAUAUACAAUCACAGCUGUCAUUGAUGCAUUAUUAAACAAAGGUAGCAUUUAG